Messenger RNA from Drosophila subpulchrella, 4342 nucleotides. RefSeq names its product division abnormally delayed protein (gene dally). The transcript is spliced from 9 exons. Bases 692 to 2560 code for a protein of 622 amino acids. The record is from RefSeq and is a predicted model, not a curated record. Lineage: Eukaryota; Metazoa; Arthropoda; Insecta; Diptera; Drosophilidae. Gene Ontology annotation, cellular component: extracellular region; cell surface; plasma membrane. Gene Ontology annotation, biological process: positive regulation of canonical Wnt signaling pathway; regulation of protein localization to membrane; cell migration.
CGGGUUGCUUGUCGUGGAAGGUUCGUUGCGCGCGCGGAAAAACUGAAAAUCUCGGAAAAGCGUUACGCUACACAAUAAGGCGAGUGCAUUUCCUCGACCUGCGAAACGCCGGUGGCUAAGGUUGCCAAGAAGCUUCGCAUUUAAAUCUAUUUUCGCCGACAUAAAUGCAAAAUACAAAAUAAAAACAAAACGCAAUCGCAAUCGCUGGCAAAUCAAUUGCUUAAGGAAUUGAGUACUAUUCGGUGUUAUGUCAUGGAAAUUCUCUGAGCGAUUUUCUUGACUAAGUUUCGAAAAUAUUCUUGUGAAAUUUAGGUGACCUUUGAAAACUAAGGAAAAUAGAAAUACAAGUGCUAAUCAUAUUUUGCACAAUCCGCCCUCUCUACACCACCUCCAAUUUUAUUGCUCACGCGUGUUUUUGGGGCCUUUUGUUUUGUGCGCUCAUAUUUGUAUUCGUAUUUGUAUUUGUGACCGUGUGCCUCAGUGUGUGUGCGUGUUAGCCGGCAAGUGCAUUUGUGUGUGUUGCCGCGAACAGCUGUUCCCCAGACGACAGCAUGCAGAAGUAAAUACGAAUAAAAAUAUACGUAGUAAAGUGGUGCAAAUAAAUUGAACCCGGAUCCGGGCCAAAGAGGAAUCACAGGCGAAUCAAAUUUAGCCGCAUCAUCCGCACAGAAGUAAUCCAUCAAGCAUCAAAAUGGCGGCCAGGAGCAUCCGGCUGGCGCAGCUUUUGCUAUUCACCCUGCUCUGCGGCCUCGUCGGCCUGUCAGCCGCCAAGCACCUGGACCUGGAUGGCCCCCACCACCACCAGCACCACCAGCACAGCGCCACCACGCACCACCGGCGGCGCCUGCAGCGGGACUCCCGGGCGAAGGACGCGGCGGGCGGAGCGGUCCAUCAGUGCGAGGCAGUCAAGAGCUACUUCGAAUCGAUCGACAUCAAGUUGAGCGGGACCUACAGGGAAAAAGGCGCCAUUUGCGGAGGAAGCUGCUGCAAUAAUGCCACGGAACUGGAGCUGCGUGACAAAGCCGCCGGAAAAUUCGAGGAGCUGCUGCACCAUCAUACCAUCAGUCUGCGUGGAAUCCUCGAGAAGAACGCCAACCAGUUCCAGAGUCACGUCCUGGAAUUGGCGCAGAUUUCGGAGAACAAGACCCACUCCCUGUUCUCGAAGGUCUACUCCCGCAUGGUUCCGCCCUCACGGAUGAUUAUCCAUCAAUUGUACAACGAAAUCAUGAACCAUCUUAAUUACGCCUCGAACUACACAAAUAGCAAUGGGCAGGUGAGCAGGCGGGGAUUGGGAAGUGUCCAGAGCAACCUGGAGGAGGCUGUGAGGAGCUUCUUUGUCCAGCUCUUCCCCGUGGCCUACCACCAAGUGGUGCAUCUCUCGAAGGAGCAGUAUGGGGACCUGCACGAGGACUAUGUCAACUGCCUGCAGCACAACUUCGACGAACUGCAUCCCUUCGGGGACACUCCCCGCCAGCUGCAGGACAGCCUUGGCAGGGGUGUCUACAUGUCCAAUGUCUUCAUGAACGCCCUGCUCCAGGCCGCCGAGGUCCUCAGCGAGGCCGAUGCCCUCUAUGGCAAGCAGUUGACGGACACGUGCAAGGUGCAGCUCCUCAAGAUGCACUACUGCCCCCACUGCACCGGCCACCACGCGAAGACCGAGACCAUCUUGUGCGACGGCUACUGCAAGAACGUGAUGCGCGGUUGCUCGGCGGAGUACGCUGGUCUGCUGGACGGUCCCUGGUCGAGUGUGGUGGAUGCCCUCAACAACCUGGUGACCACCCAUCUCCUCUCGGACAGCGGCAUCAUCAACGUCAUCAAGCGCCUGCAGACUUAUUUCUCUGAAGCAAUUAUGGCCGCCAUGAACAAUGGCCCCGAUUUGGAGCAGAAGGUGAAGAAGACCUGCGGCACGCCCAGCCUGACGCCCUAUUCGACCGGAGAUGCUGAAGCACGGCCUCCGACCCACAAGAACAUCAAGUGGGCCACCGACCCGGAUCCCGACAUGGUCAUCUUCCUCUCCACCAUCGACAAGAGCAAGGAGUUCUACACGACCAUCGUGGACAACUUCUGUGACGAGCAGCACUCUCACGAGGAUCGCUCCUGCUGGACAGGCGACCGCUUCGGGGACUACACCCAACUGCUGAUUAACCCGGGAACCGAUAGACAGCGAUAUAAUCCCGAGGUGCCCUUCAACUCGAAUACUCAGGCCAGUCAGCUGAACGAGCUGGUCGACAAGCUCAUCAAGAUCCGCAAAAACAUUGGAGCUGCGGCACCUUCCAACAGUAUACAGGCGUCGCACGACAUCCAGAAUGAUAUGGCAGAGGGCUCCGGCGGCGGAGAAGGCCAGAUCGGCGACGACGAGGAGGAGUACGGAGGCGCACAUGGCUCCGGAGAUGGUUCCGGCGAUGGAUCCCACACACCCAUCGAGGACACCGAAGGCACCACGACCAACGAAGUGGAGUCGCGCGACAGCGGCAAGACCAGUGGGUCCAACCCACUGGAAGCCACCGCGACGUGGAUGCUCCUCACUCUAGUCACAAUGCUCUUCAGUAGUUGUAGUUAAGGAUGCUGCCCCACCCGAGGGAGCGAACACAAAACAAAAAUGUGCCCCAUUGCGGGGGCAAGAAAGAAUUGGAUGGUACCACAACAAGAGCAACAGCAAAUGCACAAGAAUCGAGUUAAAUCAUUAAUUAAUAACUAUUAUCAUUAUUAUUAUUAUUAUUUGUGUAAUUCUUAAGUUGUUACAAGUAAUUUAUUAGGCCCUAAGCGCAUUCAUCUAGCAAUCGACUAACAAUCUACACACCAGAAGCGAAACUUGAAACUUGAAACUGGAAACCCUUGAAGCGCACCUCUCUCCUUCUAGCUUUUCCAAAUUUAGAGCUCAUCGAAUUUCCAUGCCGAAUCCAACUAGACUUGUGUGCCAUAUAAACGUGUUGGAGGUUUGCAUACGAAUCGAGCAAUUGCUAAACAUAAACUAUACGAAAAUUAAACAAAAUAGGCUCAAACUCAAGCAUAAACCCUUUCCAUAGAGUGUGCAGUUUGUUCGGAUACAUGUUAAUACUUAUACAUAGCGUACGGUACAGUAAAGCUCAAUGUUCAAAGCAAGUUGUUCCUUUUUCGGUGUAAUUAAGCAAGUAAACAGCAGCAGGAAACCAGAGGCGUGGCACCACUUUCAAUGGCUAGUUCUUGGACCGAUCACAAAACAAAUAUUAUACGUAAAGGAUAUAAAUCUGUUAGCUGUAGCCUCAGUGAAUGUUAAACUUAAACGAAAUUAUUGUUGUCUACACCUUUCGAACUGAAAUUGAUCAAUUGGGUAAUCGACGCGAGAUGCAUACGAAUGGAAUUUAGUUGAGUAAACGCACUUUACGGAAAAACUAGAAGACUUACAGCUUUAUACGCAAAUGAAAAAUCGAAAAAAAAAACAGAAAACAGAAAACGAAACGGAAAUCGAUGAAAAUCUAUUGAUAUAUACGUAUAUUAUGUGUAGCAUUAUUUAAAUUAUAUGAACAAAGAGGGAGGACCUUGGGGAAAUGUCAUAAAAUGCAUUCAGCUAAUUAGAGUUUACAGAGCACUUGGAGUUCUGGGAGAAAGUGCAGAAAAUGCAGAGUUCAGCGCACAAUUUGCAUAUUCGCAAUCUGCAAUUUCAAUCGAAACUAUUGUUGCAAUCUAACGGAUACUUUACAGUGGGGCAGAGCGCUGCUGAAUCAAAUCCAGAGAGCAGCGCUGGCGACACUCUAAAAAACAAAUAAAUAUAUAUAUAUACAAAUGAAUAUGAAAUAUGCAUUAAUACGAGUACGACGCCAGCGAUAAGAAUGAAGUCUAUAUAUAUAAAUAAAUAUAUAUAUAUAUAUAUACACAUAAAUGAAUUAACUAAUUAAAUCGUAAUUAUAUGCUAGUGCGUAAACUGUAACGAUUAGCCCGUAACGUGUAAAAAGCAAACAGUUGACCGAUAACAACAAAUUUAGUUAGUAGCAAAUUAACAAAUGAUAAAUGCCAACUGCCGCCGCAAACAUCAAAUUGGCAUAUUAUAUCGCAUAUACACUUCGAUCCGAUCGAGAUCCGAUUAGAUCGCUGGUGUGCGGACGCGCUGGUUGAACUAUGUAUAAUUAUUAUUUGUAUCAUUAUUAUUUAACUAUUGCAUGUGAUUAAUAAUAUUUAAGUUAAACGUAAACGCAACAUAUUAAAUUGUAACUUAUGUAUACCGCAAAAGCAGCCGCAAUGUGCGAGCGAAAAUCAUCGUUGUAAAUCUAUUCGGAGAUAACCAAUGCGAAACGAAAAUUGCACUAAAAAUAAAUGUACUACUUUUAGAUGCCUAAAAACCAAUAAAUAAUUAUGUAACAAGAAA